Molecule: messenger RNA, 678 nt
Organism: Triticum dicoccoides
Lineage: Eukaryota; Viridiplantae; Streptophyta; Magnoliopsida; Poales; Poaceae
Exons: 3
Coding region: 1-678 (225 amino acids)
Source: RefSeq, a predicted model, not a curated record
AUGGGAAGACCAAAGCCAGCCGCCGCCGCGGUCCCCGGCCAGUCCCGGUGGCGUCCUGAAGGAAUCAGGACGUCGAGGAGAACAUCUACUUCGACUACAUCACCCCUGCAUCACGCCUGCACCGAGAAGGCGAUCAUGUCCACUCCCGUGACAUCUUCCGCUCCAUUCCGGUCCGACACGAUCGAACCACUUACGGGGAGUAACUUCCCUCGUUGGAAGUCCCAAGUCGAAUUAUGUUUGGGUUGUAAUGAAUUUGACUAUGCCUUGAGGGAAGAAAAACCUGUGGCACCUGUGGCAGGUGUCACAGGGUAUGCAGAACUCAAGAAGGAGUAUGAUGUUAAGAUGGAAAAGUGGAAUAAGUCCAACCAUAUUGCGCUUCUCAUCAUGAAAGCGACAAUAUCGCCGGACAUUUCUGAAGCACUCCCUAAGAAAGAUACUGCUAAAGAUUUCCUCAAUGAAAUGGAGGAGCAAUUUAAAGGCUCCGACAAAGUGUAUGCUCAUGAGCUUUUUGCUAAACUUCUUCAGAAAUACACUAUUGACGGAAAUGUUAGGCAGCACAUAUUGAGGGUGGUAAAUGCUUUCACCAAGCUUAAGGCUUUGGAGUGUUCUUUAAGUGAAGCCCUUCUUGUCAUAAUUAUUCUUGAGUCUCUUCCUAAAGAGAGGAAGAAAGGAUCAUGA